Aedes albopictus (Asian tiger mosquito) is the source of this 3673-nucleotide messenger RNA. RefSeq lists its product as uncharacterized. Gene Ontology annotation, molecular function: zinc ion binding; nucleic acid binding. The transcript is spliced from 2 exons. The record is from RefSeq and is a predicted model, not a curated record. Bases 133 to 1185 code for a protein of 350 amino acids. NCBI's taxonomy places the organism in Eukaryota, Metazoa, Arthropoda, Insecta, Diptera, Culicidae.
GGGGGAGUGUUCACUCGGACGUCGAUGCGAUAACACGUGUUUUAUCGACUGUACUGAGACUUUUUUGCCGCACGUCUAGUGCACCUUUUUAUUUUCUCAAACGGAAUCUAUUCUCUGAAUAGAUAUUACAAAAUGGACAAAGUACGAAAGAAUACGCUCAAGGUAGUUUUCGCGAGUGGACUCCGGGCACCUGCUCAUCUGGAUGUGAUCCGGUUCACGGCAAAUGUGCUGAAAAUUCCCGCACCAGAGGUACACACGAUCUACAAGGAUGAAAACGACCGCUGUUUUUACAUCAAGUUUCUGGACGAGCCGGACUUUAAUUGUUUUGUAUCGGGAAUUGAGGAGCAGUACCGUUUUGAGUAUGGAGACGGAGAAUCAACGUUUGUAAAACUCGAAGUUGCCAGUCAGCUAUUCAGGUACGUGAGGAUUUUCAACCUCCCUCCGGAGGUGGACGACCGGGACAUCGCCGCGGCUCUUGGCCAAUUCGGGACGAUACGACAACACGUUCGUGAGCGCUACCCUUCUGACUACGGUUACGCGGUGUUCAGUGGAAUUCGCGGUGUCCACAUGGAAAUAGCCAAGGAGGUCCCUGCCAACCUGUACAUCGGUCACUUCAAGGCGCGUCUGUACUAUGAGGGGUUGAAGAACAGAUGCUUUUUCUGCAAGCAAGAAGGGCAUAUGAAGGCCGAUUGCCCCAAAGCGAAGAGUAUGAAGGUUUCUGCAACGGCAGGAUCAUACAGCGGAAUAGUAGCCGGCGCCCUUGCGAACAAUCGGUCAAAAUCCAAUGAUGGCGCAUCUCAAUUGAAGAUGACGCCAUUGCAAUCGAGAAACAAUGGAACUGCUUCGAAAGCAAGCGAACAUCCCGUGAACCAACCUGGAACAUCAGGAGGAACAAUUUCGAAAACGAAGACAACGAGUUCAUCUGUAUCAACACACCAGGAGAGCGAGAGCAUGGAUGCUGCCGAUAUCGCUCUUGAGCAAAAUAGGGAUACUGUCGAGGCAUCGGAAGGCUACAGUGGAUCAUCCAGCAAGGUAUCACCAAGAAGCACACGCUCUCGGAGCAAAAAACAAACUGUAGAACGAAUGGAACAACUGCUGUCACAAUUGUCUGGUAGAUCAAGGUCUCGGAGUACGGGUAAGCGCAGAGAAAAAGCGAAAGGUAAGGAGAGCGGAGAUCAAGCAUAGUGCUUGUCUCUGAAGAUAAAUCUGUAGAGCAGUAUAGGUGAGUGCAGCGUGUUUAUCCGGAACUCACCAAUCAAAAUGUGAACAAUCCAUGCCGUUUAUUCGUAAUGUUGGUACAAUCAACCUAAAUGGGAUUAACUCUCAGGUCAAAAAGUCACUUUUAAAAGAUUUCAUAUGGAAUCACGAUCUUGAUAUAAUCUUCAUUCAAGAGCUCGCUUUCGAAAAUUUUGCGUUUAUAGGUAGUCAUACGGCCAUAGUCAACAUCAGCGAAGACAAAAAAGGAACUGGAGUCCUUUUGCGUAAUAACUUGAAGUACUCAAACGUUAUACUGAAUAUCAAUGGUCGAAUCACGUCAUUAACGGUCGAUUCGGUGAAUUUCAUUAACAUCUAUGCACAUUCGGGUAGCGGUUUUAGAAAGGAAAGAGAGAAGUUAUUUCGUGAAGAUGUACUCAUUCAUCUUGUCCAUGGCGUAGAAAAUGUGUUGGUGGGAGAUUUUAACUGUGUGUUGAAUGGAGAUGACAUGUUGGGAUCGGUGAAAAAUUUUUGUGGUGGCCUUAGAUCGUUAGUAGAAUCUCUCGAUUUAAAAGAUGUGGAAAAAGUAAUUUUGAAAAAGCAUGCAAACUACACUUUUGUAAGAGGUGCAUCCAAGUCUCGAUUAGAUCGGUUCUACGCAUCAGAGCGUAUGAUUCAUUCGGUACGGGAAAUCAAAACGAUUCCGUUGUCUUUUUCUGAUCAUCACAGCGUUAUUCUUAAACUUGAUGUUACUAAGAACCAGGAGGUGAUUUUUACUGGCCGUGGAUAUUGGAAAUUGAACCCGUUUUUUUUUUGAACCAUGACGAUAUCAUGGAGAGAUUUGCAAACAUGUACACUAAUCUGAAAAACCGCAAUUCGUAUAACAAUCUAAAUUUCUGGUGGAAUAACGAUUUCAAGUUUAACGUUAAAAAGUUUUUUAAGAGUGAAUCGUUUCACCGUAACCAAGAAAUUAAUAGAGAAAAAAGUUUUUACUACAGAUGUUUAGAUGAACUGUUUAUAGAACAAGCAAAUAACAAUCCUGUUGAUAAUGAAAUGAAAAUCGUCAAAUCAAAGCUGAUGCAAAUCGAGCAGAAGAAAUUAGAAUUUUACAAAGGAACGUUCCACAACGACAAUGUUCUACAAGAUGAAAAAUUAAGUUUAUUUCAAAUCGCAUCCAGAUUGAAAAAAUCAACUCCAUCGUCCGCAGCCGUCUUGCGAAUCAACGGACAACUAACUUCCGAGGCCAGAGUUUUGAUGGCCGGCAUUUUCGAUUAUUAUACUAACACAUUCAAAAAGCAAAACAGUGAUUUGGUCGAUCAUGAUAGUGCAUUGAGUUCAGUAAGAUUAUUUUUAACUGACGAAGAUAAAGAAACUUUAAGUAAACCAAUUGAAAUGUCAGAACUUGACGACGUUGUACGAAAUGCGUCCAAAAAUUCUUCACCGGGUCCGGAUGGAUUAUCAUAUGCUUUUUAUCGAAAAUGCUAUGAUAUACCGUCCCUACACAGUUAUGGAUCACACACAGUUACGGAUCACUUUGAUGUUUAAAGUCGAAUAUCUUGCUCAAAACAUAUAUUUCGGCACGAAAUUCAUUUUUGUAUCAUGAUCCUAUUUGUUUUCUGGGAUAAAAAGUCAUUUACAAGAGUUCCAUCUAAAAAUAAAAUGUAUUUUAAUUCAACGAUAGUGUUGUCCUCUCACAUCUGCCAGUAAACAGCCGAAUUCCAUAAGAAGCUACUCUUGCAGCGGUAAGCUCUAAAAGUGUCGAAAUCCAUCAAUUUUGAUAUAAAAAUCGCUCGUACACGUUGGAUAAGAUAUAUAUGUAUCUAUUAAAAGAAGUUUUGUUUUAUUCUGGGAUUCAAAUACUAAAAUAAUGUGACUUUCAACAGCGAUCCAUAAUGUGACCCAAAAACUGAUCGUUUGACGCUAUUAUGGAUCACUUUAAACAAAUAUAGAUUUUUGCUCCACUCAACGCUCUUGAUACAAUAUUCUUACCUUAAAGUAUCAAAAGUAUCAUUAAAAAACAUGUUAUCUUGAAAACCAGGUGUCUUGAAACACAGAGUUGUAAAAAUAACAUUUAAAAUGGAGAGCAUCACUGAAACCUAGUGGCGCACCUCUAUCGAAGUAAAUGGAUUCGGGACUUUUUAAUGUUUUCUCUUUAUUCCUGUAGUAAAAUUGGGUACUCCAUCAGUAAAAUAAUCAAUGCACUGCGAAGUUUAGCCUUACAAACGCAAAUUUAUUAUUAAAGUUGGAAUUUUGAGUAAUUUUGCACUGAUCCAUAAUAUGGCAAAAAUUGAUCCAUAAUGUGUGGGACUUUGUGGAACUGAUCCAUAAUAAGGCAUUUUGUAAACAGUGAAAUAUUCCUUUUUUACGCGGAAAUGACUUGCGAUUAUACUUCAAAUGGAUCGGGAAUGGAAAGUUCGAAUCAAAACAUAGCCAACGGUGCUUUCAAAGUCGUAGUUUUUGAUUUCUUUUAUUUUUAAUU